This is a messenger RNA of Geodia barretti, 735 nucleotides long. The record is from the annotation of a GenBank genome assembly. NCBI's taxonomy places the organism in Eukaryota, Metazoa, Porifera, Demospongiae, Tetractinellida, Geodiidae.
AUGGCGGGCAUCAAAGCUGGCAAGCACGACGAGUAUCUUGUCGGCUAUCAGGUUGAAGCGGAUGCUACUGACCUAUCUGAAACCGAAGUCUAUCUGGGAAGCGACACGGCGCAGAACUCGUUCGCGUGGCUUGUGCCGCUCUCGGAAGGGCGCGCGCUGGUGGGCAUGGCACCCCGGCGCCGCGCUAACGGGCAGAUGGAGGGAUUCAUCGAGCGCCUUAAAUCCGAUGGCAAGAUCGAUAGUAUCGCGAGCAGACCGCAAACAUGGGGGAUCCCAAUACGCCCACUAUCGCCGAGCUACGGGGAUAGGGUGCUGGUGGCAGGAGACGCCGCAGGGCUGGUCAAGCCGACGACCGGCGGCGGCAUCUACUAUGCCUUUCUUUCGGGACGGAUCGCUGCCGAAUCAGCGCAUAACGCAAUCUCAAGCGGUAAGUGUACAGCCAACGACCUGCGCGGUUACGAGCGGAACUGGAAGGCUGUGUUCGGUAGGGAGCUACGGGUCGGCUCCUACGCGCGUAUGCUCUUCGAGACGCUGACGGACGACCAGAUUGAGCGGCUGAUGAUCGAGUUCCUGUCUGACGGAGUGCUGGACGAUUACAUCGGCGAGGAUGUCGCCUUCGACUGGCACGGCAGGGUCAUCAUGACGACGCUGCGGCACACGAAUAUUCGCCGCGUGCUCGGCACCCUGGGGCCAUCUGCUGCGCCAUUCGUGGCACGCCUAAUGCAUGCCAGAUGA